This is a messenger RNA of Colletotrichum orchidophilum, 1095 nucleotides long. Its product is annotated as MIP family channel protein. Gene Ontology annotation, molecular function: glycerol channel activity; water channel activity. Gene Ontology annotation, biological process: glycerol transmembrane transport; water transport. The transcript is spliced from 2 exons. NCBI's taxonomy places the organism in Eukaryota, Fungi, Ascomycota, Sordariomycetes, Glomerellales, Glomerellaceae. The coding region runs from base 1 to 1095 and encodes 364 amino acids. Gene Ontology annotation, cellular component: plasma membrane. The record is from RefSeq and is a predicted model, not a curated record.
AUGUCUCCAGCUUCAUCAAUCCACGAUCCAGGCGAAAGCCAGCCGCUUCUCUCAGGGCAUCGGCGACGCACCGGCACGUUUCAACUGCCCUCAUUCAGUGGCCAGCGGCUCGUAUCGCCUCUAUCGAUGCGACGUGCCUCGCUGCAAGAAGUUCACCCACACCACGAAGACGUGGAACCGGUUCUGCCGGCCGCACCAGUCGCUGCGCAUCAAGAGACACGACUGCACAAGCCACAGUGGGCGCUCAGCGACAGACCGCCAAACACCUGGGCCCAGAUCCGUCAUUACUGGCGCGAGGAGUUCGCAGAAUUCUGGGGCACGUUUAUGAUUCUGCUCUUCGGAGCAGGCGUUGAAUGCGAGACACGUCUCAACUACCAAUCCCCCGACAUCCGCGAGAACGCCGGAGACUUUUUGCAAUGCCGCCUGGCCUGGGCAGCAGGCGUAGCCAUGGCGGUAUGGAUGUCCGGCGGCGUAUCAGGCGGACACUGCAACCCGACGGUGACAGUCGUCCUCGCCCUCUUCCGUGGCUUCCCCUGGCGUAAAGUGCCCAGCUUUUUAGCUGCGCAGGUCCUGGGUGCGACCCUCGCCAGUCUUGCCGUCUACCUCAACUAUGCUACGAGCAUCGCGGCAUAUGAGGGCGGCGCCGCCCGUACUCUGGUCGGCGAGCACGCCACUGCCGGUCUCUUCUUCACGUUCCCCGCCGCCAGACUUCCCUACGCCGGUGCCUUUUACACCGAGUUCCUCGCCUCGGCCGCGCUGGUUGCUAUAGUGUUUGCUCUGGCCGACAAGAACAACCUGUCGCCGCCCAAGGGUACGCAGCCCUUUGCCAUGUUUUUGGCUCUGUUGGCCAUCGGCUCCGCGUUGGGCAUCAACACUGGGUAUGCCAUGAACGGGGCCAGAGACACCGGCCCGCGUAUCGCGUUGGCUAUCGUCGGCUACGGCUCAGAGGUCUUCACUCAUGACUAUUAUUACUGGCUCUGGGCGCCUUGGGUUGCGGCUAUUGUUGGUGGUAUAGUGGGUGCUUGCGUGUAUGAUGGCUUCAUCUACACCGGGCGUGACUCUCCUUUCAACAUCCCAAGAAAGGAGGAUGAUUGA